AUGAAUAAAUAUGGAUGUUGAUGUUAUAUUCUCUUAGCUUACCAUCCUGUAUGGCCGUCAUUUCUCGGGCGUUUCUACUAUCUCCUUUCCUCCCCCCUGCAGGGGAUCGCCGUUUUAUUGACAUCAAGAAUAUGAAUGCAAGCCGUUUCUGUUACAUAUUUGCUCUAAUCCGUAGUAAAAGAUUCUUGUCUCGAUCCAACACUGAUCGUUCUUCCGGGUAACAGGCCUGCUGGAACGGGUUGCAAACCGGUUUACUGAACACCAUCAAUGGGUCUAUGCGCAAGAUCCUUGCAAGCAUCAGAGUGUCUUGAGUCGGCUCGAGGGGAUGCAAGCAAUUCCG
Aspergillus ochraceoroseus IBT 24754 is the source of this 340-nucleotide messenger RNA. RefSeq lists its product as uncharacterized. Bases 51 to 221 code for a protein of 56 amino acids. The transcript has a single exon. The record is from RefSeq and is a predicted model, not a curated record. Lineage: Eukaryota; Fungi; Ascomycota; Eurotiomycetes; Eurotiales; Aspergillaceae.